Molecule: messenger RNA, 1470 nt
Organism: Sporothrix schenckii 1099-18
Lineage: Eukaryota; Fungi; Ascomycota; Sordariomycetes; Ophiostomatales; Ophiostomataceae
Product: N-sulfoglucosamine sulfohydrolase
Exons: 1
Coding region: 1-1470 (489 amino acids)
Molecular function (GO): arylsulfatase activity
Source: RefSeq, a predicted model, not a curated record
AUGAAAAACAUCCUCCUCAUCAUCGCCGACGAUCUCGGCCGCAACUUGGGCGUCUGCGGCGAGUCCUGUGUCAAGACGCCCAACCUCGACAAGCUCGCCGCCCAGGGCACCUAUUUUGACAUGGCCUUUGCCAGCACCGCGUCGUGCAGCGGCAGCCGGUCGGUGAUCCAGACGGGGCUGCACACGCACGAGAACGGCCAGAUCGGGCUGCUGCGCGGGUUCAACGGGCUGCACUACUUCACCACGUUUGACCACGUCGAGAGCUCGCCCAAGCUGUUCAACGACCUGGGCUACACCACGGGCAUCAUCAACAAGGUGCACGUCGGCCCGGACACGGUCUACCCGUGGCACUGGCGCGAGGAGAGCGCGACGCGGGACGUGGCGUGGACGGCCGAGCGCGCCAAGGCGUUCUUUGCCAGCGUCAAUGCAGAUGCCGACAAGAAGCCCUUCUUUCUGACGGUCGGCUACAUCGACCCGCACCGCGACCACACGCGCGGCGGGUUCGGCAACUCGGAGGACUACCGGCGUGUCAGCCACCUGGCGUACGACCCCGCGUCCGUCACCGUGCCCUCCUUUCUAUCCGACGUCCCCGAAGUCCGCCAGGAACUGGCCGAGUACUACAGCGCCGUCUGGCGCAUGGACCAGGGCGUGGCCCUGCUGCUAGGCGAGCUCGAGGCCGCCGGGUUGGACAACGACACGCUCGUCCUGUUCACGAGCGACAAUGGCCCGCCGUUUGUCAACUCCAAGAGCACGCUGUACGACGCGGGUGUGCACCUCCCCCUCAUCGUGCGCGCGCCGGGUGGCACGCCGGGCGUCGUCAAUCCCAACAUGGUGUCUUUUGUCGACAUUCUCCCGACGUUCUUGGACUGGGCGGGUCAUCCGGAGCUGAACGCCCAUGGCGGCGGUGGCGGUGGCAGCAAACGACAGGGCCGGUCCUUUUUGCCGAUUCUGGGCGAGUCUGCUGCUCUCCCCGGCUGGGACCACGUCUUCGGCUCCCACACGUUCCACGAGCUCACUGCCUACUACCCGACGCGCUACCUGCGCACCCGCCGGUACAAGUACCACCGCAACGUGGCCUGGCAGCUCGAUUUCCCCUUCCCCGGAGACUUGUACGGGGCCGUCUCGUGGGAGGGCAUGCGCAAUGCCGAGGCGGCCAAGAUCGGCCAGCGCACGAUUGCCAACUACAUCCGGCGCGGCCCGGAAGAGCUGUUCGACCUCGAGGCGGACCCGGACGAGGUGCACAAUUUGGCCAACGACGAAGCCCACAAGGAGAUUCUUUUGGACUGCCGCCGGCGCCUCGAAAAGUGGCAGCUUGCCACGGAGGAUCCGUGGUACUUCCGCGACGGCAUUUCGACGCGCGUCGUCUACAACCACAUCGAUGCCGGUAUGAAGAUGCCCGACCGCUGGGACUUUGACGUCGACAACCCGGGCAGCCGGGAUGGCGUGACAGCAUUGUACAAGAGUGCGUAG